CUGCGGCUAAUCACGGCAGGAAGUUAGCAGUGUAGUUAGACCUGCAAGAGAAAAAGUCUCAAAUUAGUCUCAUACAUAGCUGGGUUAGCUUGUCGCAUUGACUACAACGGUGUUACUUUAUUAUUCCUUAAAUAAAAAUUCUCAAAUGAGGAAUUACGCUCGGAGUGUUUUGUAAAGAGAGGGGGAAGGAAGGUACUGGAAGCAAGAAAUGACCGGUUAACAAAAAAUAUUUACAUACAAAUAAAAUUCUAAUAAUUAUCAGUAUUAUUUGAAAAAGUUCUAUUGCAAACUUUUUUUUUUUUUUUUUUUCUGGUAUAAGAAAUAGUUAAACAAGCAAAAAAAAAACGUGUUUAUGUAAUUAUUUUUCUCAAAUAAAUAUAACGUCGGCAUCAAUCGCUUGAACGGGUUAAAAAAAUUUGUAGAGGCAUUUUUAAAAAAAAAAAAAAAAAAAAAUGUUUUUCUUUUUUUUUUUACUUAACAACUUUAUUUCAAAAACUUCAGCAGGACUUUAAACCAGAUUUAAGAAUUCGUACCAACAAGCAAGGACUGUAAUUUCAAACAACGAAGAAAACUGAAUUGUGCGUGUGUGUCUGAAGGGGUCUCAGAUGCUGGAUAUUUGAAGGAAACUUGUUCUCUGAAAUGCUUAUAAUUGGAAAUCAGCUGGCAGUCCCAAAUCACAAUAUUAGCGGAAUACAAUACCGGUGUUUAUCAGCGAAGCUACAGGAUCGUCGGGUUUGAAGCGAUAAAGAAAACCAGCCAUUGGGGUUAAAGGGAAACGUUUGAUGCCUCGGAUUACGCGUCUGUAAAGGAUUCCUGGUCGUGAUUUUUUUUUUUUUCCCAUCAUGCCUGAGUGGGCGCACCGGCCCGGUGAAAAAAAAAACAGUAACCAAGAUGAACGACAGAAGCACGGAUUAAGGCAGGACAGUGACAGGUUGAAGUGUUCUCAAGUGAAUCCAGCUCCCCCUCGCCCCUCCUCCGUUUCCUCUCUGGGCGGUAUCGUUGCUCGAAUGGCCUCUUCCGAGCCACUGUCCGGAGGGAGCUGCACUUCGGUCAACACGGUCUGCUCGGACAGCGACCGGCCGGUAAGCCUCAGCUCCUCUGCCUCAUCCGCAUCCCUCCCGGAGAGCCACGCCUCCUUCGGGAGCAGGGGCUCCCUGGGGGGGUCUCUCCCCUACGGCAGCACCCCUCAGUACCACGCACCCCAGCGCAACGGCAGCGACAUCAGCCUGGACCUCACCCCCUUAUCCCAGCUGGAGCCGAGGCCGGCAGGGGUCCUCCCCAGGCACCCCCUCUCUCCGUGGGCCAGCCAGCAGGAGGGUCGGCCCAAGCUGACCAGAGAGGAGAGAGUGGUGCUGGAGAUAGUGGAGACAGAGCAGGCGUAUGUACAGGACCUGAAGAGCAUUGUGGAGGACUAUUUGGGGUGCAUUAUAGACUGUGGAGACCUGCCAUUGAAGCCAGAUGAAGUCAGCACCCUGUUCUGUAACAUAGAAGACAUCUACGAGUUCAACAGCGAACUCUUGGAGGAUCUGGAGAGAUGCAGCCACGCAGUGGCCAUCGCGGAGUGCUUCGUGGAGAGGAGCGAAGCCUUUGACAUUUAUACACUGUACUGCAUGAACUACCCCAACUCUGUGGCAGUGUUACGGGAGUGUAUGAAGACUGAGAGCCUGGUGCGUUUCUUUCGUGAGCGUCAGACCAGCCUGUCCCAUUCCCUGCCCCUGGAGACCUACCUGCUGAAGCCAGUGCAGCGGAUCCUCAAAUACCACCUCCUGCUGCAGGAGCUGCUGAAGCACUUUGAUAAGAGCCAGUCGGGCUAUGAGGUCAUCGAGGAGGCUCUUAUCACCAUGACCGCAGUGGCCUGGUACAUCAACGACAUGAAGAGGAAGCAAGAGCAUGCUGUCAGACUGCAGGAGAUUGAGAGUGUCCUGUUGAACUGGGCCGGUCCGGACCUCAGCGGGUUUGGAGAGCUGGUUCUGGAGGGGACCUUCCGGGUCCAGCGGGUCAAGAAAGAGCGAGCUUUCUUCCUCUUUGACAAGAUGCUCCUGAUCGCCAAGAAGAGAGGCGACAGCUUCAUCUACAGCACCCACAUCUUCUGCUGUAACCUUCUGCUAUGUGAGAACCUGAAAGACCCUCUGAGCUUCAAAGUGUCAGACCAGACCAUCCCCAAGCAACAGUACAUCGUGCAGACGAGGAACCAGGAGGAGAAGCGGCUGUGGCUGCAUUAUCUGAAGAGGCUGAUCGUGGAGAAUCACCCUGCCUCCCUGCCACAGAAGGCCAGACAAGUACUAGGAGACAGCUGCCCACCGUAUCCACAAGCCAUGCAGUUCAACUCCGAGACCCUCGGGAAACCCGCCUCCUCUCCCCGAUUGGACGAUUGCAGGGGUUACCACAGAGGGAGACGCCAAUCAGAGCCUCCAGAGUUCCUGUACAGCCCAGAGAAGGCCAGGAAGCACGCCCCUCUGCUCAGUGUAGAGGGGAGCACCCCGUUCAGGAGAGGCAGGAGGCAGUCUGCUCCGGCGAAGGAGAUCGAGAAAGCUUUCCCACAGAACUUGAAACUGAAGCACGCGGGCAGCGAGAGAGAGCUGCAUCCCGCUGUCGAGCCAGUCUGCUCCUCCAUCAGCACUAGCACGCUGGCCUCUUCCGUCAUUGAGGUAGAGACCCGGGGGCGAGAGGAGGUGGAGGAGGAGGAGGAAACCCCCACCCUCUCCAUCACAGAGGAGAUACUGGAGUUUAUCAGCCAGAGCCGGGCUCGGGAGCUGGAGGAGGCAGGGGGUGGUGAGAUGGCCCAGCCUCCAGCCGCCGAAGAGGGUCAUCUGCAGGUGGAUCCAGUGCUGGAAGAAGGAACCUCGGUGGACUUGGGGGCCACGGCUCAGGGGUUGAACAAGGAGGACCUGCAGUCCGCACUGGAAGUUGUCGAUCUGGAUGAAGAGGACUCCUCUGGGGGAGAGCCGCUGGGGAGCAGGGGGGAAGUGAGAGUGAAGGAACUGGAGCCUCAUGCCCCGGCCAGCGAGUCUUCAGAGGAGGAAGAGGAGGGUAGGCUGGAGUCGGGACCAUCUCCCCUUCACGUGCUGGAAGAACUGGAGCUGGAAGAGGGGGCCGGAGAACCAGAGACCCCGAAUCCGGAGCGCUCGAACUUCGAGGAGGAACUGAACCUCGAGGGACCGACUGGGAAUCCCUUCUCCCUCGAAGAUGGCCCUGCCCAGGGUGUGGCUGCUGCUAAUCGAUCUGAUCCCCUUCAGUCUGAAGCCAAAGCGACUUUGACCAAAGACGACCGCCUCUUGAUCGAGAAGAUAAAGAACUACUACGAGACGGGCGAGGCAAUCGCCCCCCAGCUCCAGAGGAGAGACAGCAUCUCCUUCAUCCCCGCCGGGCUGGUCAAGGACUCUGUGUCCCGGUUCCACAUCCUCGUCCAGCAGGACAGUAUCUGUGAGUCAGAGGCGGGGAGGUCGGAAUCCAGCGAGACGGAAGCGCGGCUGUCCCUCUGCCGGCAGACCUCCGCGGCAGAAUCAAAGAUGAGCGACUUCCGGGACACUCUGGAGGCAGAGAGGGAGUGGGGAGAAGAGGGAGGCAGGGAUCCCAAGACAGAAAAAGCAAGAGGAGAAGGGGUCUGCCGCCAAGAGGAACCAGAAAGCGAGUACCGAUCAUGCACAGAGCUGAUGAAAGUGUGGAAGGAGAAAGAGAGAAGAGCCAGCAGAAGGGACCAAGAAGGGACGGAAGCAAAGGAUUUUGAGAAGACGGUUAUUCAGGAAGACAUAUCGGAAGCAAAUCGGAAAGGAGGAGGAGGAGGAGGAGAAGAAAUCUUCGGAAUGGCGUCUUCGAUAGGGCAUUGUAAAACCGCCCUGGUUUCUGAGAGACAGCCGAAUGAAGAAUCCUGCUGUCCCCGAGAGGAUCCCGGCCCAUUCCCAUCUCCAGAUGUGACCGGGAUCAGCCUGUACGAGGGAGGGGGAGGAGAGUUCUGCCUGGCAGAGAACUCAGAGAAGAUUAUCAGCAAAGUGCAGAUGCUGGCCCGCAUGUACAGCGCCAGGAUCGGCUGCUCGAAGACUCCUCUACACAGGAAGGUGUGGGAGAGGAGCAGGGGGCUGGCAGGGAGGAGGGAGAUCGAAGAGACGGAGAAGAAGCCAGACUGCAAGGCGACAGGUGGUCUCAGGGUCCCGAGAGAACCGCAGCUGUAUGGACACGUGAUCAUCCGGGAGCAGCUUUCCACGAACUACGUGCAAGAGAACCAGUACAUCAUCUCUGCAGCCAAGGAGAACGCCUGGGUGUUCGAGAGCAGCAACACCCGAACAGCACCUCAUCGCCCAGGAACACUGGAACCUCAUACAGAGGCUUCAGAAUCUACAGAGCCAGCCAAUGUGGACACCUCCAGACAGACAGAUCCUCCGAAACCUGAACAGGCACGUCCGGUCACCCCCAGCACAGAUCCCUCUCCGGAAGUCGCUGACUUUGAAUUGAAUUCCCAGCGCUCCUUAGAAGCAGUCCCCGGCAUCCAAAGCCAUCUUGAACCCGAGAUCCAUCCUGAAGUCGUGUGCAAUCCAACAACGUACGACAACGAAAAGUCUGUUUCCGGAGCCCCGCUGCCCGUCUCGGAGAGUGCCUUUCGCGAGGAGUCAUCGGCUUGUUCCCGAAUCGACAAGCGGUUGGAUUCCCGCUCUGCCACGUCUGUAGGGAAAGCAGAACAAUCGUUGUGUUCCUCGGCGAACAAAGAGCCGUUGGACGUUGACAAUAGGGUGCCGUCAUGUUCUGGUUCCUUGCUUCCCGUUGAGGAAGCUGAACAGUCUUUGAAUGACGGAUCAGUGCGAAAAGAGACGACACCCGCUGAAGGGGGAGAACUUCUUGCCCUGGCCAAAUUGGAUGGCUUCCGUAAACAGGAGCCAGUUUUACCAGAUGAGGAUCAAACGAAUAAAGGCUGCUCUUGUGCUGCUGAAGACACGGAGUGCUCCUUAGUCCAGCCAGCUCUGCUAAGACCAAAGCCUAUCUUUCCCUCAAAAAGCAGAACGCUUGCCAUGUCCAAAUGGAAUCAUUUUCAUCAGAAGCCGGUUGUCUACCCUAAAACAGCACAAGAUCAGGUGCAAUGUUCCGUACAGGCACCCUCCCUGUCCAGUCCCUUUUCAUCUGUUUCAGAUCGCUGUACCCCUUCCACACUGCCACCCCACGCAAGACAAUCCUUAGGGAACUCUACCCCAUCUUUGUGGGCAAAAACUGAUCCACAGUCUCCUUUGGAACUGUCUGGAGCCCAAAACCAGCAGGAACCAUCAGAAGAUAACAAAGAACCAGUCAACUUCUGCUUGGCAUCCAAAGAUCUUUCACCCAAAAUGUGCGCCACUGAAGAGCUGAGUUCAGGCAGGCAGAACCCUAGUCUUUCGGAAGACCGCUCCAACAACCUGGAUAAUGCGUCUUCAAAGAUGCCUCAAUUUAGCGGAGCAUCAGAUACACAUCCUUCGAGUGUCGACUCCUCUGAGCUGAAGGAACAGCUGCCAAAGUUCACCAGCCAAAGACCUCCUUACCUGCCGACCAAGAGUGGGAGAAGAAGCUUGCCACUCUACUUGGAAGGACAAGGAUUCUCCAGCCAGAGGUUGCAGCCCUCACCUCCCUGUUUUAAGGAGUCCCUGGAUCACCAAACAUCAGCGGACAGGAGCCAAUCAAACCCCCAGCAUUCCCAACAGAAUUCCCGGAACUUCCCAAAUUUCCCGCCUCCACCCAGAAAACCAGACAGCACCCCAUCCUCAACCAGACAGGAAGGGGAGUCCUCCUCCUCCUCCUCUCUAGACCUCGGCCUGAGAACUCGGACUCCCUCUCCCAUCCGUAGAAUCCCGUCUCCUUCCGGCUCUGCCUCUCUGUCCAAAUCCCUCGCCACUUCCUGCAUCAACCAGACCAUCAGCCAGAGCCUGACCAAAAAGAACGGGCGCCUCCAGUCUUCCCUCUCGCAGGACUCCGAGCCGCCCCAGCCACCCAGCGCGUCCUUGCCUCCGCUCUCCGGGUCCGCCCUGAGGUUCCGAUCCCAGUCUCCCGUAAGGAAAUCCCCUUUGGGUCUGGCUUAUCCGAACAGGCAGCCCCUGGGUCGCUCUGUUUCCAGUUUGACUGAGAAAUCCGACCGACUCGGCUCCACCGCGCCACAGCUUCUCCACCCUUCCACCGCUGGUCCUAGCCCCGCUCCCAUGAUCUCCCCACCCCCCUUCCGCAGCCACAGGUCCAUGUCCCCAACCGUGCCAGUUAGCCUCCACCAGGCUCGCAAGGCUGGAUCUAAAAGCUCUGACCUCUCACACAACAACAACAACAACAACAACAACAACAACAACAAUACUGACAGUGAUGAUAAAACAGCCGAUUUGGUUCCGAUAGUGUGUUCUGCUGUUACUGUGAGAUCUUCCUCUACUCAGAACCGUCUGACCAGGCCCUUCUCUUCCGCAUCAGAGCCUAGCUCAAGGGUCCCAUCCCCUUCUCCUGCUGGGCCUCAAAUCUGCUCACCCCCGCCCAUCCACCCAACCCAAGACAGCUCGAGAGGAAAGCCGCACCACCAUUUUUUGAAUCCCAAACCGCCACCUCGUUCCCUCACCCAGGACCGCUCGGGGUCGUCCUCUGCCUGCUCCACACCUCCUUGCACCAGCCCUCGAGUCACGUCCCCGCCCCCCAUCCCGCCUAGCGUUACGCAGUCCCUGCGCAGACCCAGGGGGAACAGCCUGCCCUUUAUAAGCAUCACAGAUGGAUGUCCCAGCCCCUCCCGGAGCAGUCGGAGGUCCUGGGGAGGAGGUGGUGGCAGCACGGACAGUAUUGACCAGGAUUUGGGGCUGUCGUCCUCGGUGAAGGUGUACGGCAACCCCACUUCUUGCACGAGCCCCAGCACCACGUCUCCGGCUAGAUCUGUCAGUCACAACAACAGUCCUGACAGUCUCAGUGCUCAGGAGAUUGCCACCCUCGCUUGGCCGGCCGUCCGACAGCUUCGGACCAAGUACGCCAUGGAGAAGGAGGACCACUCUCCCGAAAGAGAGGAACGGCCAGAGCUAGAGCCAGACCCACCGAGCGGCACUUCCAGAUCCAGCCUCGUGUGUCCCUACAUGGGCGACCCCCAGCGUUUGCCCGUGGGUCUAGCUGACCGACCCUCCACCCGUUGCUCAGGCUCUGGGGACCCAGUGCAGGAUAACUGCAGGGGUGGGGCACUGAAAACCAGCUACUCCACCACCGUCAACCUCCAGAUCGGAGGCAGCGGGAAGAUAGCUGCUUUCAGCAUCGCCCAGGUCAGCCUCACUCAGACCCUGGCAGUGGUACCAGAGAGCCUGAGCACGAGAAGGGUGAACGUUAAUGGAUUCACUGUUGAGUCUUCAGCAAACUGCUAAGGUGGGGAGGGGGGAGGGGACUCUCAGGAUCGCUGCCUAGAAUGAAAAACACACUAGCCCUGCAGCUGCACCCAGUCCUGGGGUUCGGAACUCCCCUUAAUUAAGUCUAUUGUUAUUAAUAUUGAAAUGAUCAGAAGCUCCUGCUAAAAAUGCUCCGAACUGAUUGCACUUGUCGUCACAGCAUGAAUCUCAGCUGUGAGUCUCUGCAGGUUGACUAUUGGAGGAAGACCCAAUCCUUUAACAGCAGUCUGAUUGCACAACAUUGUAAACAAUAUACUUGAUUGAGGGGAGUGUGAGUUUCUAACCCUGCUCAAACUCCUGGCUCCUGAUCAUUGCAAUAUUAAUAAUACUAGACUUCAUUGA
Polyodon spathula (Mississippi paddlefish) is the source of this 7691-nucleotide messenger RNA. RefSeq lists its product as uncharacterized. Bases 843 to 7328 code for a protein of 2161 amino acids. The record is from RefSeq and is a predicted model, not a curated record. NCBI's taxonomy places the organism in Eukaryota, Metazoa, Chordata, Actinopteri, Acipenseriformes, Polyodontidae. The transcript has 21 exons. Gene Ontology annotation, molecular function: guanyl-nucleotide exchange factor activity.